AAUCACCUGGGACCCUCAGACGGACUUGGAGUUGAUGGAAACAACCUGCACUGGUUCGGAGGCGGACCGCGGCGGCAAAGCGCCACUGUGUGCUUUUCUUUCCAUGCUUGAAGUAAAUUGGAAGCGAAGAUUGAGUUCAUCUAGCCUGAACUAGCGGCCCUCCGGAGGGAAUAUCUUAUCCGGGAGAGCAGUCUCAGACGAUGGGGUUUGAAAUGAGCAGUGUCAGGAGGACUGCGCCCAGACUCCUAAUCCUACCUGUCACUGAGAGAGCAGCUGCACGGGAGCUGCCACUGCCGGGGAAAGGGCUACAGGUGACGGUGCUGUGAAUGUGACUCAGAAGUGUCCAAUAAUAUUCCUUCUGUGGUGUGGCUUCAUUUAUUAUUUUUUCCCUUUUUUUUGCACCCUUAGCUGUAGUAAGACCUCAGAUUACAGGGAUACUUUUCAGGUGUGAUGGUGCCUACAUGCGUGUUUUAUAGGGCCAAUCAAUCCCGUCACCAAAUAAUAAAAAUGAAGAAAAAUGCGUUUACUUGCAUUGAAUUGACUGAUGCCGCCAUCCCACCUGCUGAUAUUCUAUAAAAGUACAUUUUUGCAUCGCAUUUGGUCACAGACGUGGGUGCUGAAGAAACAACACUGUAGUCUGGACGAUCCGCAGGGAAAUCUGCGUGGACAGCAGACACGCUUUCUUUUUUGUUGCUUCGUGGAUCAUUUCUAAAGUAAAAUGACAGGUAGCUGAACUCUAAUUUUCCUGGCAACACGGGUCCCUUCUCCUCCUCUCCUAAAGGAGCCCUGCUUGCCCGGGGACCCUCCGGAAGCCACUGCAGUGAGCUAUUUAUGGUCUCCAAGGGAGCGAGGCCCCGCCUCUCCAGAGACUUUCUCAUAUAGCAUGUAAGACUCCCCUGCUCUUCUCCUUUCUCCUUCUUCCUUGUACACCUAUUGAGGAUGCUUUCCGCCUUCGGGGGGCCUCCUCUUCCUGCUCUCCUAUUGGCUCCCGGUCAGCCUCUGCCGUGGUGACGUCAGGCCCCGCCGCCCCUGCAGCGCUGAAUGGACCAAGCAGCCUGUCUGAUCCACUCCAAAACAGCUCAACACGGCACAGCACAGCACGGACACCAUCCCGGGAAUAGGAAAAUAACAGGAAUAGAGGCUUGACGGGACAGCGACAGAGAUCAGCCUCCAAAUCGCACGAAGGCCCAACAACAUCAGCAUCAUUGUUUGUUUUCUUCACGAGACAGGACGGGGGAGUGCGCCCACCGUUUUGCGGGUGUAUGUGCGUGCGCUUGUCUCCCGGUUUGGAUCACGAUGAUGCAAAGUGCGGCGGUCCUACCGACAGAGAGUCCUGUGAAGAGUUUACCGGAGAUUCUCGGAGUGCCACUGCAGCAGAUCCCUCAGUGUGCAGGCUGUAGUCAGCACAUCCUGGACAAGUUCAUCCUGAAGGUGCUGGACAGACACUGGCACUCCAAGUGCCUCAAGUGCGCCGACUGCCAGACACCGCUGGCGGACAAAUGUUUCUCCCGGGCAGGAAGCGUCUACUGCAAGGAGGAUUUCUUCAAACGUUUUGGUACAAAAUGUGCAUCGUGUCAGCAGGGCAUCCCGCCGACACAGGUUGUGCGGAAGGCGCAGGACUUUGUUUAUCACCUGCACUGCUUCGCCUGCAUCAUGUGCAGCAGACAGCUGGCCACCGGGGACGAGUUUUACCUCAUGGAAGACGGGAGGCUGGUGUGCAAGGUGGAUUACGAGGCCGCCAAACAAAAUGAUGAUUCAGAGGCAGGGACCAAGAGACCAAGGACCACCAUCACCGCCAAACAGCUGGAGACCCUCAAAAGUGCCUACAAAAACUCGCCGAAGCCUGCACGCCACGUCAGAGAGCAGCUGUCAUCGGAGACGGGGUUAGACAUGAGAGUGGUGCAGGUUUGGUUUCAGAACCGGCGAGCGAAGGAAAAGCGUCUGAAGAAAGACGCAGGGCGGCAUCGCUGGACUCAGUUUUAUAAAAGUGUCAAACGCAGCCGAGGAGGAACUAAAGUGGAGAAGGAGAGCUCAGCUGACGACGCAGGACUCAGCGACAGCGAGCUGAGCUUCAGAGACGACCAGGUCCUGUCAGAUCUCGGCCACGCCAACGGGCUUUACGGGAGCGUCGGCGAUGUGACCAACACGCUGAACGGCGGCUUCUCCGUCGACGCGGCGGGACAGCCCUACCACGACAUCCGAGCGGGAAGCCCUUAUGGUCUCCCCCAGUCGCCCUCCUCCAUCGCCUCUCUGCCCGGCCACACUCCUCUCCUCAACAACCUGAGCUUCAACAUGGACAGCCUGGUGGCACAGGGGGGGCCGGGUGGUGUGGGACAGGCUCUGAGGGCCAUGGCAGGAGGCCCGACCUCAGACCUCUCCACAGGGAGCAGUACGGGAUACCCUGACUUCCCCACCAGCCCCGCCUCAUGGCUGGACGAGAUGGACCAUUCCCAGUUUUGAGUCUCAGACAUGGUAAAAAAAAAAGUACUGUGGGGAAACAUCAAAGUGGACUCAGAAGGCUUUUUACAUUUCUUUCUAUCGCUCUCCACGGUCCACUGCCGGUAUGUUUCGGGUGCGAUGUUGGGCGAAGGAGAAGGGAGAGUCCCGCAGCAGUCGUAGUUGGUGAGGUAGCCAUCGAGAUAUGUAGUCUGAGCAGAAGCAGCGAGAACGCCUCCACACAGAAUGAGUCAACUCUGCAUCAUACGAUCAUUUUUUACACUUUUUUUUGUUCGUUCACUCUCUGAAAGUGAGACCGGAUCUCAAAUAUAUCGGUGGAGUAAUGCUCACAGGGGAGAAACGUCUCAUCCCUUGAAAUAAACCACACAACAUUAGGGCGACACAAUCCAGAUCAAAGUCCCUACGAAACCCAGGAGUCACCUGCAUGCUUCUCAUUCAUACUGAGCAGGCCUGCCGUACAGCCACAUCCAAGCCUUUACAUUGGCGAUGCACUUUACUCUCCUCGUCUCUCUACACGUGUGGACAGAGAAAAGGAGGAGAGACGUAUGCACAAGGCAACAAACAGUGUUUCAUUGGGAGAGAAAUUUACAAAAAAAGAGCGGCACAAGUGUUAAUUUUGAACCACGCUGAUGCUUUUUUUGUUUUUAACAUAGUGCUCAAACUUAUUAGGAAAUAGAUGACUGUUGGUCUGCCCGUCCUUUCCUCUGUCCGUCCGUCUGUUCACUAGAAGUUUAUGUCUCCCCUCUUUGAAUGAGGGCGAUCACUGUUUGCUACAAAGCAGAUCUCUCUUCUAUAUUUAUAGGUGCUUGACUUGUUGUCAUCUGUGUAAAAGCUGGUCUGGAAGCAGACGUCCGUCAGUAUUAAAUUAUCUCAGACACAGACUCGCCAGGAAUAAAAAGCUUAUAUGUUUAAGGCAAAGUCAAGACAUGUAUACGGUUUGGAAAUAUUCAGUUCUAACUGCAUCUUAUCCAUUUGUAUGCACAUGCAGAUUCUUUUGCAGACGUUGAAAGCAAACAUAAAUUUGACACUUAAAAUGCUAACAAGCAGGAACACAGAUAAAAACUCUCUUGAGUUUCUUCGGUCUGAUCCAGGCGCCUCUUGGUAAUCUACUCAGUGCAGCUUUGCCUGCUAUCAACCUACUCACUGACCCCAGAUGUGUCGUCAGCCUGUUCUCCCACUGCCUGGCCUGCAUGUCAGAGGGAUUACCGAUAGUCCCCCACAUUCAGGGCUGAUGCUUUAGCGUCAGUGCUGGCACGACUGCCGGGCCGAUGCAUUUCCCACAGCUGCAUCUUUAAAGACCCACAACAACUGAAACAGUGGAACGAUUCGGUGUUUCUGAUUCUUGACCUGCUGAGCAUGCAGGAACCAUCAUUCAGAUUUGAUCUCUGCUUCAAAAGAGAAACAAAGUCUUAUUCAUGUGGGUACUUCUUUUGUUAAAAAAAAAAACAAGGGAAAGAGGGAAAAAAACGAGUGUUUUCAAUACCAGGAAGCAAAUAAAGAAAUACAAGAUGACACUAUUCAGAGAAACUCGAGAUUACAGCUCUAAAAUUACAGCGUAAUUAUUUGGUUGAUAAAAUUAAAACUAUAUAAAGUGUAACACGGGGGUAACAUUUAGAUGUAUUACAGUUAGUUAAAUUCCAAUACAACAAAGAAUAAAUGUAUUACAGAAAAAACAAAUUUAGGAAGAUCUCAUAUUUGAUUAUUUCAUUUAUCACUUAGAAAUGACAGUUGGAAGCAACGUGGACAAAGUUUUGAAAGAAGAAUAGUGUACUCGAGAUCAAAACAUUCGUUUUAAAUUACUGAGCUACUGUAAAACAUUACAAUUGUUCAUUAUGUGACAGUUAAAAAAGGGAUGCAGUCUAUAACCCACAUCAACCAUGAGUAAACAUCUGUUACCCCCAGGAUGAGUGCACCGUAAUUACAGCGUAAUGUUUGAGCUUCUAUCGAAGUUUCACAGUUAAAUGAAAUAACAAACAUAUUACCAGGACAGUUUCAUUCAGUCUGUGUUGCCUCCAAACUUUGCAUCUCAAUUGCUGUAAAUUUUGUACAGGUUGAAAACGUGUUGAUCGUCUUGUUUCAUGAGCGCUAUUUAUUAUUGCCAUGUGUCUUUGAAAAAGAUGUAAAAGAGAGCACUGAAUUUAUUCAUUUAUGCCUUCUGUGUAAUGGUCUGAACUGUGUACAGUCAAAUCUAUAUGAGGAAAAUAAAGCUGGAUUGUGUUUGGGUUA
Molecule: messenger RNA, 4683 nt
Organism: Haplochromis burtoni (Burton's mouthbrooder)
Lineage: Eukaryota; Metazoa; Chordata; Actinopteri; Cichliformes; Cichlidae
Gene: lhx4
Product: LIM homeobox 4
Exons: 6
Coding region: 1297-2460 (387 amino acids)
Biological process (GO): regulation of transcription by RNA polymerase II; neuron differentiation
Cellular component (GO): nucleus
Molecular function (GO): RNA polymerase II transcription regulatory region sequence-specific DNA binding; DNA-binding transcription factor activity, RNA polymerase II-specific
Source: RefSeq, a predicted model, not a curated record